Hydra vulgaris (swiftwater hydra) is the source of this 491-nucleotide messenger RNA. Lineage: Eukaryota; Metazoa; Cnidaria; Hydrozoa; Anthoathecata; Hydridae. The record is from RefSeq and is a predicted model, not a curated record.
AUUUUUUUCAGUUCAUAUAUAAAAUAAAUAUGAUUUGUAUGAUGUUCAAUUAAGGAAAAUGAUCAAUCCUACUAAAGCAAAAGUUUUGCAGCUAUACAGGCAGUUGCUUUACUAUGGAAAAGACUAUCCCUUGGGUUUUGAUUACUUCAAGCCAAAACUUAAAAAUGCAUUUAUAAAGAAUAAGCAUGUCACAGAUCAAGUUGAACUAGAGAAAUUAAUUCAACGUGCAGAGUAUGUUAUAAAAGAACUUGAAGCAUUGUUCAUGUUAAGGAAGUACCGUGCUUUGAAAAGUAGAUAUUAUGAAUAAUAUAAAUCAGAAGAUUGUCUUUAUAAAUCGAAAUUUAAUUAUAGUAUUUGGUGAGUUCAAAAAGUUAUGUUAAGUGCUGUCACGCCUAAAUAUCAGGUUGUAGUUGAAACUGCAUUUUUAAAAGAUGUCAUCUCACACACCCUAUGUAUGUUCUAUGUAAUAAAAUUACUUCAAGUUCAAGAAA